AUGCGAGAAUUCUGCUUCGGCCGUCCAUGCAACAUCGACCCAUGGCAGGCCAGAGCCUCCAGGGACAGUCAUUGCAAGGCUCAAGUCUCCAGGGCUCAAGUCUCCAGGGCUCAAGUCUCCAGGGCUCAAGUCUCCAGGGCUCGGGCCUUCAAGGAUCGAGUCUUCAAGGAUCGAGUCUUCAAGGAUCGAGUCUUCAAGGAUCGAGUCUUCAAGGCUCAAGCUUGGCUCCACAGCGCGCACCGAUGCAGCAGCCUAGUGGCCCGAUGCAAAAUCAUUCUUUGCAAGGCCAAUCCCUCCAAGGACAAUCCCUUCAAGGACAGCCUGCGACCAGCCAGCCGCCCCUCGGACAGCCCGCGAUGCAAGGUAUACAGCAUUCUGCCCUGCCAGUACAAUCAGUCGCUGGUCGAGGCCUACCACCUCACAGCCUACAGGGUCCACCCGUCUCUACCUUGGGCCACCCUAGCUUGGCUCGCCAGCCAAUGCACAGCCAAGGUGCUGUUCUUAGCCAAGGCUGCCAUGGCCUACCGACAACAGCAACAGCACCAACAACAAAUGGCUCUGCAGCAACAAUACCGGCAACAGCAGCAGCAACAGCAACUACAUCAGCAACAGCAACUGCAACAACAGCAACAGUUGCAGCAAAUGCAAAUGCCGUCCACCAGCAUGAUGCCGUCCACCAGCAUGAUGCCGUCCACUAGCAUGAUGCCGUCCACCAGCAUGAUGCCCGCCACCAGCAUGAUGCCCGCCACCAGCAUGAUGCCCGCCAACGGUGGCAUAAACCCAACCAUGAGUGCCAACCAACGUAAUGCGUCCCUGCGCCGACCUGGUGCACCUUCAAAUCUGGACCUACGAGCCAUCUCCAACCACAGCUCGCCCAACCUCAACCCAGGCGCCUUACCGCCGCAGCAACAGCAACAACAGCAACUCCCGGGCCAGCCGCCGGGCAUGGGCAUGCAGGGCCAACCUCAGCGCUACCUUCCUCAAGGCAGUCAACCAAUGGUUCUGCCGGGAGGUGUGGUCGGCCGUGGUGCGCCAAUGACAAAUCUUGGAUCUCGACCUGGUCAAGCCGCUCCAAAUGGCCUGCAGCUGCCCAAUGGCUCCAUUGCCAGUGAUGCCAGCGGUGGCAUGUCGAGUUUAGCUGGCGGUAACUUGGGCCAUGACCAGCUGGGGGCCCUCAACGCAACGUCUAUGAGUGGUGGUGCCACUGGCAUGGCGCCUGCGCAUUCUGAGACUGAAAGCAAGGCGGCCUUGUCUCGCCGCCGGGCCAUCCAGCAGCAGCUCAUGCUUUUAAUCCAUGCCUACAAAUGCAAGCUACCUGACAAGGAUGAUCGCAAUGUACCGCCCAAUGGACAGGUUUGUUCGGUUCGCUACUGCAAAGUCAUGAAGAAUGUGCUUCGCCACAUGGCCACCUGCCGUGAUGGCAAACAAUGCUCGGUACCUGUAAAGAGGCCGACUGUCCGAUUUGUGAUCCCUUGCGAAAGCCGCCUCACGGAAAGCGACCACCAACGAGCGAGGCGCGAGAUCAAACAGAGCUCAGAAAUCUCCUCACAACAGAGGGGGCACCUCCUGCCAAGCGAGCCAAUCGUGCUGUGCCUGUUCAAAAAGCAGCGGUCAAGGCCGACAAUAAAAUUAGCCCAAGUGCUGCCGCCGCUGCGGCUGCGGCUGCUGCUGUUGCUGCUGCUGCUCGUACAAGCCACUGACAACGAAAGCUAUUAUCAAAAAUUGGCGGAGAAAAUCUACAAGAUCAAGAAAGCAAAGCAGGAUCGCCAGAAGCGACAGGCGACCAGUCGCCAAAUCAAGGAGUGGCCACGCGAUGAACUCAAGCACCACUUUUCGCCUGUUUUGGAGAGGCUCAAGGGCAUGUCUGCGGCUGAGUGCUUUUUGCGCCCUGUCGACCCUAUUGAGCUUAACAUUCCAGACUAUUUUGAAAUUAUCAAGAAGCCCAUGGACUUGUCGACGAUUGAAGAUAAACUGGAGAAAGGCACCUACAAGGACCCGUGGGAGUUUUGCGAUGAUAUGCGUCUCAUGUUCAAAAACGCUUGGACUUACAAUCCCAAGAACCACGUUGUUUACAAGUUCACCAAUGAGGUUUCCAGCGUUUUUGAGGAUACCAUCGAUUUGGUCAUGAAGCGUCUGCGCUUCUGCUGUGGCAAAGAGCUCACAUUCAAUCCUCAAGUACUUUACUGCUCGGUGAAACAAAUCUGUCCGAUUCGUCGCGACGAGGAGUACAUGAAGUACGACGCAAAUCUCAACUCGGCAUUCAACUGCUGUAUGGCCUGUUGGAAGGAGACAGAGGGUGAAAAGUCCACUUUUACCAUCUCAGCUGAGCUGACACCCGAUCAGAAAGAGUACGUGGGCCUGAUCGCCUGCAACGGUUCAAGAAGAGAACGUUUCCAACAUGAUCCUCGUUCUUCGCGGGGCGCCUCACCCUAUGCCGUGCCUUUUGUCGCUACCUUUAGAAUUGAAGUCAGCCGUACGCACUUUACCAAAGCCAUCAACAACCACAUUGAUUACGAAGAGUUUGUCACCUGCGCCGGCUGUGGUCGCCGGCACCAUCAAAUUUGCGUCAUGUAUCAUGCCAGCAUUCACAAGGAGUUCAUUUGCCAAGCCUGCAGCAAGAGCAACUCGGCGACCUUGAGCAACCCCUACCCUGCACACAAACUUCCGCGAACCAAGCUGAGCGAUUAUCUCGAGAAGCGUGUGAACGAUUGCCUGCACGAUGAGACCGUGUCCUCGCCACCAGAAGCCAGACGUGUGACAGUGCGCGUGCACUCUUCUCGAGAGCGUGGCGUGGUUGUCAAGGACAACAUUCGCCGCUAUUAUGCCGACACUGAGGACCCUCUGCCCGCCGAGUACCCAUAUCGCACCAAAGCCAUCUUUGUUUAUCAAGAAUCAGAGGGUCAUGAGGUGUGCUUUUUUGGGCUACAUGUUCAGGAAUACGGUGACGAUUGUCCCGGCCCAAACCGCCGGCGCGUUUACAUUAGCUAUCUCGACUCUGUGUUCUUCUUUGAGCCGUCCAGCUUGCGCACCAAGGUCUACCACCAACUCUUGAUUGGUUAUUUACAGUAUAUGGCUGCGCUUGGCUACAUGUAUGCGCAUAUUUGGGCCUGCCCCCCUGCUGCGGGCGACGACUACAUCUUUCACUGCCAUCCGACAGAACAAAAGACGCCCACGCCGAAGCGUCUUUCGCAGUGGUACGCGAAGAUGCUCAAGGCAGCCAAGGAGCAAAAUGCCAUUCACGACUUUUACGACAUGUACCAAUACGUGUGCAGUCGUGACAUUGUCCGUGGCCGCGAUUUACCUUAUUUUGAGGGCGAUUACUGGGUCAAUCGCCUUGAGAGCCUUGUACAGGAGAUCGACCAGGCAGAUGGCAAUGACGAUGGGGGCAUGCUUUCCCUGGACAAGGUGGGCAAGAAGAAAUCGAAGAAAAACACCAAGGGCGGCAAAAAGAAGGGCGGCAAGGGCAGCAAAAAGCAGGCCGCCGACAUUGAUGAGACUCUGGCAAACCGCGCAUGGCCCGAGAUUGAGAAGAACAAGUCUGUUUUUUUCGUGGUGCAGCUCCACGCUGACCCCGUCAACCUACCAACAUUCAAGGCUGAUCCGGACCCAGACAUCACAUGCGAUUUCAUGGAUGGCCGAGAGCCUUUCUUGCAACAUUGCCGCGAGAACAACCAUGAGUUUAGCACGCGCCGACGAGCCCUUUAUUCUAGUAUGAUGAUGCUGUACAAGCUGCAUACUGAUGAGUCAUCGGGCUACACCUGCAACCACUGCUCAACGCAAAUCAGUAGCAUGGACUUUCGAUACCAUUGCACGGUGUGCCCCGACUAUGACCUUUGCGUCAAGUGUCACAAGGAGGGUGUGCACAAGCAUGAGAUGAAGCAGCUUGGUCUUGGCAUGGCCCCUGCCGUCAAUGCCGAUGGUCAAAAGAUGACGCGAUCACAGCAGAGCGUCGAAACGUUGCGUCGCGCUCUUUUGGCCCUGCACCACGCCCAUCAGUGUAAAAAUCCGCAGUGUGACACAAAGGCUUGCCCACAAAUUAAGGGCAUGAUUGAGCACAUGAACACGUGCAACAUGCGCAGCUCGCAGUGUGCGCAGUGCAAACCGUUGUUGACUAUCGUGGCGCACCAUGCCAAGGUCUGCAACAAUUCGAACUGUCAGAUUCCUCUGUGUCGACAAUGCAAGGCCCGUUUUGCUGAGAAUCAGCGAAUGGCCCUCAUGCGUCAACAAACCCAGGCUCGUCGCAUGAACGUCAUGGAGCACAUGAAUAGCACACCGGCCGCCGCAGCACCGCCCGCGCCUGCUGCUGCUACUGAUGCACCCAUGACUCGCGAAGCCCUAGCCAUCGUCUUGCGCCAUCUUCCCGAAAAGGAACAGAAGCACUACCAAACGGCCAUGCUCAAUCAAAAGAAAAUCAAGGAAGCUAUGGCUCAGCUGCAAGCAAAGAUAAAGGCAGCACCUCGCGACUCUGCCGCAUCCAAGACCGACGAGACUCAUUUAAAAAAGAUGCAUGCGCGUUAUAUUGAACUACGCGCGUUCAUCUUGCAGCUUCACAAGAAGGGACAUGCGCUUGCCGUCAACGCAGGUGCCUUGCCCCAGCUUGCUACGGCUACGCCAUCAGUUGCGGGUGCACCUCGCGCUACGCCCGCCAAGGCAGAGCCCGUUUCAAGUGCUGCUGCCACCCAACCCGCUGUUAGCGGUCAAGGCCGCAAUAUGUCCGAGAAGCAGCGCCAAGUGAUGAUUUAUGUGACCAAACUGGCUGCGAUGCCUCCAGCACAGGCUGAGGUGGAGCUUAAACGUCUACCUCCCAACCAAGCCGAGCUGCUGCGUAACCUCAUAAAGGCGCGGCAUGAGGUACGAGUCGGAUGGUCGGGCAUCAUUCGCGAUGAUGACCGUCGUUGA
Messenger RNA from Monosiga brevicollis MX1, 4899 nucleotides. RefSeq lists its product as uncharacterized. Bases 1 to 4899 code for a protein of 1632 amino acids. Gene Ontology annotation, cellular component: transcription regulator complex; histone acetyltransferase complex. Gene Ontology annotation, biological process: positive regulation of transcription by RNA polymerase II. Gene Ontology annotation, molecular function: zinc ion binding; histone acetyltransferase activity; protein binding. Lineage: Eukaryota; Choanoflagellata; Craspedida; Salpingoecidae. The transcript is spliced from 12 exons. The record is from RefSeq and is a predicted model, not a curated record.